Macadamia integrifolia is the source of this 3241-nucleotide messenger RNA. RefSeq names its product BTB/POZ domain-containing protein At1g67900. The record is from RefSeq and is a predicted model, not a curated record. Lineage: Eukaryota; Viridiplantae; Streptophyta; Magnoliopsida; Proteales; Proteaceae. The transcript is spliced from 4 exons. The coding region runs from base 974 to 2869 and encodes 631 amino acids.
UUGGAAGAAUGAGAAUUUGCGGAGGAAAGAAGGGUAUGGGGUGGAUGGGUGUGGAAGUUGAUCAAUGAAGAGUGGACGACGAAAGGAAGGGGCUUUUAUGGUUAAGCCCCUGUGCUGUGCAUACUCCUUCACAUCUGAAUGGUUUUCCGACCGUAGAGAGUAUCAGACUACUACUUUUUUACAGGACCCUUCUGUCGUUGUGUUGCCUAUUUCAUUUUUGAUAAAACCCAAUAAAUUUCUUUCUUUUUUGUUUCGGAAAUUUUGGAAAAUGGUGACGACGCUUGUAUUCUUCUUGCUACUGAGUGUAUAGCUCUGUUUUCUUUUGUUUCCUUUUGGCUUCAUUAAUUCUACUGUUUUCUCGUCAAAAUCAAAUUGGGGAAGAGGGGAUUUGGGAUUUGGGAUUUGGGAUUUGGGAUUUGAUUGAGAUGACAUCAAUUCUCGUUUUCCUUUCUUUUUGACCAUCUCCACUUUACAUAGUACAUACAUGUGGAUCUUUUCUUUUCCUCUUCGUCAUUUUGUUUUUUACAGCUACUGAGAAGAUCUUCUUACUGUUCCUUCCUUCUUGGAUUUUCCAUCCAGCAUGAAAAUCUUAGUCCUGUCUACUUUCAAAAACUCUUAUUUGCAAGGGGUGGUGGUCUCCUUGGAAUCUUGGACUGUUUCCAAGUUGGGUAACUAAAAGCGGCAAGCACUCGUUGCAGGAAUUGGGUUCUGUUAACUGUGUCUGUUUCUGUUUCUGUACAACAACAUAUCUUUUCUCCUUCGGAGUUGGGAGUUGGGAGUUGGGACUUGAGGGUUUUCUUCAAGUGGGCAAGAAGCUUUCUCUCUGUGGAAUACUGAGUUGGGAGUUGGUACUUGAGGGUGUUCUUCAAGUGGGCAAGAAGCUUUCUUUUGUGACUUUUGUCAUGGAGCUGGGAGUUCCUGCUUCUUCAUUCAUGUUAAGGAAUUCUUGAAGGGAAACAUUUAGCUCAGAAGAAUGAAGUUUAUGAAACUUGGAUCUCGUCCUGACACUUUCUACACAACGGAUGCCGUAAGGUCUGUCUCCUCAGAAGUCUCCAGUGAUCUCAUAAUUCAAGUCAAGGGUUGCAGGUAUUUGCUUCACAAGUUUCCUCUGCUUUCCAAGUGCUCACGCUUACAGCAGCUAUGCUCUGAAUCACCGGAUUCCUCCCAACACCAAAUACUUCAACUCCCAGACUUCCCUGGUGGAGUUGAGGCCUUUGAGACCUGUGCCAAGUUCUGUUAUGGCAUUACCAUCACCGUCAGUGCCUUUAACUUUGUUUCAGUAAGAUGUGCUGCUGAAUAUCUCCAGAUGACCGAGGAUGCAGAGAAGGGAAAUCUUAUAUAUAAGCUUGAAGUUUUCUUCACUUCAUGCAUUCUCCGAGGGUGGAGGGACUCCAUUGUAACACUACAGAGCACCAAAUCCAUCUCUUUGUGGUCAGAAGAUCUUGAGAUCACAAGUAGAUGUAUUGAUGCCAUUGCUUCCAAAGUCCUGACCCAUCCCUCUAAGGUGUGUUUGUCACGAAGUUAUUCCAGAGGGGGUAGAGACGAUACUUCCUGCAACGGAACAGAGAGCCAGAGACACAGGCUAGCACCAAAGGGAUGGUGGGCUGAAGAUAUAGCAGAACUGGGUAUAGACCUUUAUUGGAGAACCAUGGUGGCUAUUAAAUCCGGUGGAAGGAUACCCGCAAAUCUCAUCGGUGAGUCGUUGCUUAUUUAUGCAUCUCGAUGGCUACCUACCAUGUCUAGAGAUGGGAUUGCCACCAGCAAACAAGCAACACCGGACAACUGUUCGGACUCGAUUGGAGAGAUAACCUCAAAGCACCGUUUGCUUUUGGAAUCGAUUGUGAGCUUACUUCCCAUGGAGAGAGGUUCUGUUUCUUGUAGCUUCUUGCUUAAGCUCUUAAAGGCUGCGAACAUACUUGGUGCUUCUUCUUCUUCUAAGAUGGAAUUGGCCAGAAGAGUGGGAAUUCAGUUGGAGGAAGCAACAGUCAAUGAUCUUUUGAUACCGUCACUCUCGUACACCAAUGAAACUCUAUAUGAUGUGGACCUAGUCAUGAUUAUAUUGGAGCAAUUCAUGUUGCAGGGUCAGAGUCCCCCUACUAGCCCUCCAAAAGCCAGGCUUGGGUUCGAAAGGAGGAGGUCUCGGUCUGCAGAGAAUGUUGAUUUUGGGUUUCAGGAGAGCAGGAGGUCUUCUUCGGCAUCACACAGCUCAAAAUUGAAGGUAGCAAAACUUGUGGAUGGUUAUCUUCAAGAGAUUGCUCGAGAUGUGCAUUUGCCUUUGUCAAAGGUGAUUGCAUUUGCUGAGGCCAUUCCAGAUUUCGCCAGGCCUGAUCAUGAUGAUCUCUACAGAGCAAUUGAUAUUUAUCUCAAGGCACAUCCAAACCUCAACAAGAGUGAACGUAAACGGUUGUGCCGCAUCCUAGACUGCAAGAAGCUUUCAAUGGAAGCAUGCAUGCAUGCAGCACAGAAUGAGUUACUCCCACUGAGGGUGGUGGUACAAGUACUUUUCUUUGAGCAAGCGCGUGCUGCCAUGGCUGGUGGCCAAGUGACUGAGCUUCCUAAUAACAUAAAGGCACUUCUAGCCCCUCAAGAACAUGACCCAUCAAAGCAUCCACCACCCUUAGGAUCUAACACCACUGGUCUGGUAGACGACGAGUGGAGCGUCUCAGGCCUCAAAUCUCCCAAGUCAAAGCUGUCAACUCUACGGAUGAAGCUAGCCGAAGAUGACACUGACGUGGGUGAGAAUGACGUGCAGCAAGAUGGAAUUGGGAGGAGUUCUAAACUUAAGGCCUUCUGCACUCUUCCUACUAGACCCAGGAGAAUAUUCAGUAAGUUGUUGUCUAUCAACAGAAGUGUGAAUGAAAGGCAUUGAUUUAUUACGCAUGUAAUUUAGGUGGCGAAAUGUUAUUGGGUAGGUCUAUAAAUAGUCUAUUUUUGUUUUCUUGUUUCUUCUUGGCUUGCAACUUCCUUGUAAACUCUAGGAAAUCAAAUCUCAUUUUGCAUUGCCCGUGUACUUUAUCCUAAUAAACAACUGAAUCUUCAGGAAACAAAAACCUUCUGGGGGUUUCCAAUUGUGCAAAAUGCCUGGGAACCCAAGUUUGUAAAUGACCAAAGUGAACUUCAGUUGUUAGUUUUGUAUUUUUAUUCACAAUUUUCCCUCUCUUUUCUGUCUGAACUUAUUGAUUCUACUUAGUGGGGCAUAUAUGUUUGUGAAAUGCAAUAUUGGCUUCUUUCUUUGUUUUUA